GACUUAUGGCACUUCUUUAACUUAGUAAGCACUUUACCACAAUUUCAUAAGGGUUUCUAUAACGUUAGAGUUGGGUAAAACUGUUAUAGCUUCUUAAAGGUCGAACUUUGAGAAUUUGUUGAGAAAGAUAUCGAGUUUUGCAAAAACGACUAAAACUUUAAAAAAUGUGUUUUAUAUCCUUGAAACAGUUUCAGGGUCUAAUCUAUUAUAUAACAUUGUUAGUUGUAACUGUACUAGCAGGGACUUCGUCUAGCUCUACCUGGUGCUCGCGAGACGAACUAGCUUUAUACAGAGUCACAAUGCAAACGUUUUGGUCUGUAAAAAGUUUCCCCAAACAGUAUCCUCACUGGAGACCACACGCUCAAUGGUCUAAAGUUAUUGGGUGCGCGCACAACGAUUAUUUCAGUCUGUGGACGCUAGGGGGCGUGGCAUCUGACGGAUUGAAGAUGUUUGUUGAGACCGGCACGUCAGAUGAUCUGAUUGACGGUCAUUCCCAAGGAAAAGAAGGGGUUUUAGAUGUCUUUUCCGCACCAGCAAUAUCAACGGGAGUUGGAGAAACAGAAGUGAAUGUAUUUCUUGACGGCAAUCAUACUAAGGUGUCGUUGAUAUCAAGAAUUAUCCCAAGUCCUGAUUGGUUUGUCGGGAUUGAUAGCUUGGAUCUGUGUUCUGGAGGGAAUUGGAUCGACACACUACGAGUUGAAGUAGGCCCAGUAGACGCUGGAACGGACGCUGGAUUUACAUUCACCGCUCCAGAUUGGGAGUCAAAACCGAGACUAAAAAUAUCUCAAAUCACAACACAUCACCCAAGCCACCCAGCAAACUCUUUCUACUACCCUACGUUGCGAAAACUACCCCCUCUAGCGGCUUUUCAUUUCACUAAAGUUAGUGUUUACAAUCUCAACGAAACAAUGUUUGUUGGAGGCGCCAACAACAGUCAGUCAGCCACAGAGGAAACUGUAGACCAAAGAGAUAAUCAAGACCAACAGGAGACGCUAAAUGAAACAGAUGUUUCUCAAGAUAAUAAUCAAAACUCUAUAGAAGAAUCAUCAGAAAUCCUUUAUGGAAAUAGUCCACCUCACGAUUUGUCAGACGACCCAACACCAUCUAAAUUUCGUAUUGACAGGUUAAACAAACUAAUUAAAAAAAGGAACAGAAUACGGUUUGAAAAAUUGCGGCGUCAUCGCCCUCGACCAUGCAAGGUUAGCCAAUGGUCAGAUUGGAGCAACUGUUCGAGGACCUGUGGAUUUGGAUAUAUGACGAGAGUCAGAAAAAUCAUCAGAAAACCUAAACAUGGAGGAAAACCAUGUCCUAAGCUGGUCGCUACCAGAUGGUGUGGAAGUGCUAGAAAUUGUCGCUCUUUGGAAAACAACUACUUUAGAUGGUGAUUAAUCCUAACAAGACGCAGUAUUGCUGGAAAUUAUUAUGCUUUAGUAGGUCUUUAAAAUGGCAAAAUGUGUUUGAAAUAUUACGAUAAUUAAUUUUUAGUGAAUCCUAUUUCAGAUCAUUUCCACAAGAUGGCAUAGCAUCACAGACAGAAACUUAUCCCAAACUGUAGAAUUUCUGCUGGUAAUUAAUGAACAUUGUAAAAGCUAUUCUCAAAAAACUUUGAUACCAGGUUACAGUUACAUCCCAGGUCACAGGUACACCAAUACUGAUUACAUGCGAUUACAUGCAAUCAAGUCUAGAGGGAAAAAGUUAAUAAAAACCAGAUAAAAAAGUAAUAUUAUAUUUGAAUGAAGCUUCUUGAAAAUUUUAGGGUCAACAGAAAAACAAAAUAUGAUAAUUUUUUCUUUCUAGCAGUCUUUUACACCUUCUCUUUACGUUUAGUACAGACUAUGCAUUCUAGCCCACCUUCUGAUUCUGUUCGUAAAUCUAAUCAGUCUUUAACAGUAAGUAAAUGCAAUAGAGUAAUAGAACAUUGAAAAUUUUUGUAUAACUAUUUACACAAAUAUACAUUAAUUUUAGAAACUGAAUUGUUAGCGGGUAAUUGCAGUUUUAAUAAAGAAGAUCAAGAAAGUUUUGAUUUGAUCCAAGAAAAUUUAAUAUUUCUGUCUUAUUUAAUAGGAGAUUAAUGAACCCAUUUGAUCCAUUGUAAUUAUUUAAAUGAUUUCUUCAGUUUGUUGUUCCAUCGGUAAUGAUUAUAUUUCAUAUAAAUAGUAAUUGAUUUCAAAUAAAAUUCUAAUUGCCAAAGAUGGAUUAUACUUUAAUCUGAAUCGACAUUAAUAAAUGUUGUUUUCUAUUUUUUAUGUGUUUUUUCAAAGAAGAAAAACACAAUAAAAUUGCUUACUUUUAACCUGCUGAUAGAAGACAGUUUGAAUGAGUGAAUACAGGGAAAAUUAAAUGUUUUAGACUGGAUAGAUACACCACAAGAAAUCAUAACUGAUAUUAUGUUAUUAGAACUGUUGUGCUUUUAACCAGUAGAUGAUAUAAACGAGGUAUACCCUGUUCCUAUUGGAAGUCAUAUCCCACCGAUCUCGCAAAGAAAAAUAACUAAGGUUAUAAACUGAAACCAGAAACAUUAAAUAAAUUAAUGUUGAAGUAUUAAUGUUAUACUUAAGUGUAGUAUGAAAGUGCCCUGUCUUAUUGUAGUUGUGUGCUUAUUUAAUGUACUGUCUCUGUUGUUAAAUAGACUGUUUUGUAUACAAAUGUCAACUAUAUAAUGCUAUAGUUGUGCAUAUCUAACCACUUUAUAAAGGCUUUUUUAAAGCAACACAGAUAAGUUGUAGUUAUACUGUAAAAUAUCGCUUUAAAGGGACAGAAAAAUAAAAUA
Messenger RNA from Limulus polyphemus (Atlantic horseshoe crab), 2770 nucleotides. Its product is annotated as spondin-2-like. The transcript is spliced from 4 exons. NCBI's taxonomy places the organism in Eukaryota, Metazoa, Arthropoda, Merostomata, Xiphosura, Limulidae. Gene Ontology annotation, biological process: cell adhesion. Gene Ontology annotation, cellular component: extracellular matrix. The record is from RefSeq and is a predicted model, not a curated record. Bases 165 to 1385 code for a protein of 406 amino acids.